UGGCGACGGCGACGACGACGAUGAAAAUGCUCUCGAGCCAUUCGCGCGCGCGGGAGGCGCGGACGCGGUUGAGCGAACGACGCAUCGCGCGCGGGCGGGACGCGCGGGCGCGGGUCGUGACGCGAAUGGAUGCGUCGGCGGCGGAAGCGCCGAUGCGGUCGCCGAACGCGAUCGCGAAUACGAAAACCGUGGCGGCGGUCAUCUUGGGCGGCGGCGCCGGGACGCGACUGUAUCCGCUCACGAAGUCCCGAGCGAAACCGGCGGUGCCGAUCGGUGGGGCGUACAGAUUGAUCGAUGUGCCGAUGAGUAACUGCUUGAACUCGGGGAUCUCAAAGGUGUACAUUUUGACGCAGUUUAACAGCGCGUCGCUCAACCGACACUUGGCGCGGACGUACAACUUUGGAAACGGCAUCAUGUACGGCGGGAACGGUUUCGUGGAGGUUCUCGCGGCGACGCAAACCCCGGGACAGGGAGGGAAGGAGUGGUUCCAAGGAACCGCCGACGCCGUUCGUCAGUACUCGUGGUUGUUCAACGACGUGAAGAAUAAGGAUGUCGAGGACAUCGUCAUCUUGGCGGGGGACCACUUGUACCGCAUGGAUUACAUGAAAUUCGUCGAGGCGCACCGGGAGUCCAACGCCGACAUCUCCGUCGGUACGUUACCGAUCGACGAAGCGCGCGCUUCGGAUUUUGGGUUGAUGAAGAUCGAUUCCACCGGUCGCAUCGUUGAGUUCACCGAAAAGCCCAAGGGCGACGCGCUGCAGGCGAUGAAGGUUGACACGACGGUGCUCGGUUUAACCGCGGAUGAGGCAAAGGAAAAGCCCUUCAUCGCCUCCAUGGGGAUCUACGUCUUCAAGAAGAGCGCGCUGGUGAAGUUUUUGGAAAAGGAUUACCCCGAAGAUAACGACUUCGGCGGUGAAAUCAUCCCCAGAGCCGCGGCGGACGGCGCCAAGGUGCAGGCGUACUUGUUCAACGAUUACUGGGAGGACAUCGGAACCAUGAAGAGCUUCUUCGAGGCCAACUUAAACUUGGCGAAGGAUCCGCCGAACUUUGAGUUCUACAACGCCGAAGCGCCGAUCUACACCUCGCCGCGGUUUUUGCCCCCGGCCAAGGUGGAGCGGUGCCACGUGAAGGAGUCCAUCAUCUCCCACGGCGCGUCCCUGGCGGAUUGCCAAGUCGAGGAGUCCAUCAUCGGCUUGCGUUCAGUCGUAAACAAGGGAUGUAGGAUCAAGCGCGCGAUGAUCAUCGGCGCCGAUUUCUACGAGAGCGAUGAGAAGAAGGCGAGUCUGCUCGCCUCGGGUGAGGUUCCGGUGGGCAUUGGCGAGGGAACGAUCAUUGAAAACGCCAUCAUCGACAAGAACGCGCGCGUGGGGAAAAACUGCGUCAUCACCAACGCCGCCGGCGUGGAAGAUCUCGCGGAUGAAGAAAGAGGGGUCUUCAUUCGUAACGGUAUCAUCACCAUUCUCAGAAACUGCACCAUUCCGGACGGCACCAUCAUCUAA
Molecule: messenger RNA, 1499 nt
Organism: Ostreococcus tauri
Lineage: Eukaryota; Viridiplantae; Chlorophyta; Mamiellophyceae; Mamiellales; Bathycoccaceae
Product: Nucleotidyl transferase
Exons: 2
Biological process (GO): glycogen biosynthetic process
Molecular function (GO): glucose-1-phosphate adenylyltransferase activity
Source: RefSeq, a predicted model, not a curated record